This is a messenger RNA of Brienomyrus brachyistius, 4472 nucleotides long. RefSeq names its product MALT paracaspase 1 (gene malt1). The coding region runs from base 377 to 2797 and encodes 806 amino acids. Lineage: Eukaryota; Metazoa; Chordata; Actinopteri; Osteoglossiformes; Mormyridae. Gene Ontology annotation, molecular function: cysteine-type endopeptidase activity. The transcript is spliced from 17 exons. The record is from RefSeq and is a predicted model, not a curated record. Gene Ontology annotation, biological process: proteolysis.
GUUGCUAUCGGUUUCAGUACACUUUCUGGUUUUCCCCCGGCACUCAUCACCUUGACAUAUUUACUGGCUCUUAACACGGAAAGUAUUGUGCAUAAUUUAUCGUCACUACACGACAAACAAUAGCAAACUGACUCUGGCACGGAUCUGAUCCAGAGGUAGCAUAGGCUUUGGAAUGGAUCCAAUACAUGGAAUGGAUGGAAGGAAGCAAGUACCGUUAAAGAUGAAGACACGCACUCCGCAAGAACGUUUCUGGUGCAAGUAAUAGUCACCGGUAUUAAUGGGUUAGCGUUCAGACCAAGGCAGAUGAAUCCGUGAAGACCAUCGUCUUGUUUUUCUCCAUUUUGUCGUUUUGGGAGGAUAACCUGACAUUUCUGAGAUGUCAGAGGCCCCUGACUUUUAUUCCAUGAAUAUUAACCUGCUGAGAGAGCCGGUUCUGAGGCGACUCUGCGAGAUACUGGACAAGACAAACAGCAAAGGAUGGCGUAAACUCGGUGAGGUGGUCAGCAAUGACAGACGCUUCAGAGUGAGCUCGGACGAGAUGGAGCGAUGCUCCCUGAAAGUGCUGGAACUGGAGGGAAGCCCAACGCGCUGCCUGCUGAGACUCAUGGGAGAUCGCGGCUGCCUGCUAAAGGACCUGGUGGACUUCCUACAGGCUAUGGACCACACCGAGGCUCUUCAGUGCAUUAAGCCAGCAGACCUGUCACCAUCACUAGGAAUAAGAAUUGUCAUGCAACCGCAGUCUGUGUCCGCUGUACCUGGCCAAACGGUUCGACUUGACUGUCACGCCGUGGGAAAUCCAGGCAUGCAGUACCAGUGGUUCAAAACAAAAGAUGAGGUGCCUAAUGGAAUCUUCCCAGAACUGGAAUUUAGUCCAGUGCAAGUAAAGGAUACCGGUUACUACAUCUGCCGGGUAAAUUAUGGCGGCAUCUUUGAGUUCAGCAACUGGGCCCAAGUGGAGAUUCUGGAUGCCACACUGACAAGCGGCAUGAUGUCCCAGUCCUUAGAGGGUCGGGUGAAGGUUGUGCUGCAGCCCCAGGAUCAGAGGCUGCCCGAGGGGGCUGUGUUGGAGUUGGAGUGCGGGGCAGUGGGGAGACCCAUACCUGAAUAUCAGUGGUACAGGAACGGGGUGCCCCUCCAUCAUGCCUGCAAGAGGAAAUACAUGGUCCACGUAGCGGCCAAGGAGCACGAGGGGAAGUACCGCUGCAUGGUGUCCAUCAAGGACGAGCGCACGUGGUCGCGAGAAGUGGAAGUCCUCAUAGACAGUUAUGAUACCACCAGGUACCGGAUUGCAGAAAAGCCCUUUGCAACCGACAAAGUUGCCUUGCUGAUCGGGAACCUGUCGUACCAGAACCACCCGCAGCUAAGGGCACCCAUGGUUGAUGUGUAUGACCUCACCAACUUGCUGCGGCAACUCAACUUCAAGGUGGUGUCCCUGCUGGAUCUUACUGAGUCAGAAAUGCGCAACGCCGUCGACGAAUUCCUGCUGCUUCUGCACAAAGGCGUGUAUGGGCUCCUGUACUAUGCGGGCCAUGGCUACGAGAACUACGGUAACAGCUUCAUGGUCCCCGUGGACGCCCCCAACCCCUACCACUCAGCCAACUGCCUCUGCGUGCAGAGCAUCCUGAAGCUGAUGCAGGAGAAGGAAACUGGCCUGAAUGUCUUCCUGCUAGACAUGUGCAGGAAGAGGAACGUCCAUGAUGACACCACACCCAACGUCGUGUUGAGAGUCACGGCUAACAUCGUCUUUGGAUAUGCCACGUGCCAGGACGCAGAGGCAUUCGAGCUGAACUCGAGCGGAUUCACCAAUGGCGUCUUCAUCAAGUUCCUUAAAAAGCGCCUCCUGGAGGACGAGAAGAUCACAGUGCUCCUGGACCGUGUGGCAGAGGACAUGGGUCAGUUUGACCCCACCAAGGGCAAACAGGCCCUGGAAAUCCGCAGCAGCCUGUCGGAGAGGCGGUCCCUUACCGACCCCAUCCUGCCCAGAGGCUGCUCGGACGAGGCCCAGGCUCGCAACCUGCAGUGGGCAAAGGCGCACGAACUGCCCGAGAGCAUGUCCCUGAACUUUGACUGUGGGGUGCAGAUCAAGAUGGGCUUCGCUGCAGAGUUCUCCAACGUGCUGGUCAUCUACACCAGCAUUGUGAAGAAGCCCGAAGACAUAUCAUCCUGCCAGGCCUAUGUCACCAACUUCAGUCCGGAGCUUGACGUGGAUCCCAAGGAGAUGAACAGGGUGACCCCUGAGGAAACCGGAAGCUACCUGCUGUCCAAGAAUUUGCCUCAACACUGCCUGUAUACCCGCCUGAGCUGCCUGCAAAAGCUCCGGGAGCAGCUGGUCUUCACAGUGUGCCUUCAGGGCACCUUCACAGCUGUGGAGGAGCUGGUAGACUGGACCAUGGAAGUGAACAUCGGGAAGCCUCUGAUCGCCAAGCUGGACCUGCACCGGCCCGUGCGGCGCAAUAGCUGCCUGCAGACAUGCCUGAUGCCCCACAGCCCCUCCCACAGCCCCUGCCACAGCCCCGGGGCCGAGCAUCUCCAGCCACACUGCUACUUCCCCCCAGCACACGGUAGCACGUACCUGGAAGUAUAUGAGCUUCCCCACAGCUCCCACGGCGCCCUCUACUGGGGGCACCCGCACUGCGACCCUCCCUUCUACAGUCACUACCACAUGGGUGACGGUGAUGAGGACCCUCCCUUUCUGGAGUCCCACAGUAGAGUUAACAUUCCCAUAGAGGCCACGGACGACAUUGACGAUCUGCAGACAAGCUUCAUCAACAGCCUGCAGAUUCACGGCCAGCAAUGACACGCCGGUCACCGGGCCAAACAGUAGCAUAUUGUUAGCGGUAGCAUCUUAACAGUCCUUGUUCCUGUUUUACCAUUUGUGCGGCAGCUGGUUAAAUGUGUAGAAUUUUGUCAUAUAUAUACUUUGUGAAUGUAGCCAGUACCCAGAAGGAUUCUGCUCUGGAAAACAGCCGGCUGUAUAAAUGGGUAAAACUGUGACUUUGGGAAAAUAAUACGUCUUUCUAUUUUUUGUUGGCAAUAACGAAUCACCGGCGGUGAGUACUGUCUGAAUAAUCACCUUUGUAGUGUAGCACUUAAGUCGUCAUUACAUUUCUCAUUGCAUAACCCGCAGACGGGGAUUACCUUAAGCCACCCCAUCUGCAUAUUGAUACCAUCACCAAUUACACUUGAAGUCUCCGCUACUUGGUUUCUUCUUGCCAAGUCAGAAUAUUUCAUUUCCUGUCAGUGCCUGGAAGCUUGAGGCCUCGGUGUAUCCGGCAUAGUGCCUUAUGCAGCACUGUUGGUCAGCUGGAAGCAGGACAGCAUUGGUUUUGGUUCAAUGCACUGAACAGAAGAUGUGCUGUUCGGAACUCCCUGGUAUUAUAAAUGCAGCGUUGAGUGGAUUAUUACUGUCUACCUUAUUACUAUUAAUAAAAUGUUGGUUAUUUAAUGUAGCAAUCGAUCACUAAUCCAACACAGGGUCUCAGUGAAACGGAUCAAAACAUACAAACCCCAAAAAAAGUGCACUGAUAACUGUGAGCUGAUCAUAUGGGCACCGUGUCCACAGGGGGCAGAACAACCCCCAUAACCCCCCACCAUCCCAUUAUGAAUGUUUGUGUUUAAUAUGAUUAUAUAUUGUUCUUUUAAUAUGGCACUCAAUGAAAGGUUUAUGUGAUGUUCCCCUGUGUCAGAUGCAUUUCUGAAUCCUGUGAGCCAGUAAUCAGCUCAGUUUCUCUUUGAUGAAAUGUCAUAUGUGCUGUUUCCCAGAGGCACUUAAUACUUUUAAUACUGGAUCCCAUUUAAACCCCCCGUUUUCUGUGCCCACUUGUCUCAUGCAGGGUUGCGGGGGUCCGGAGCCUAUAUCAGAGGCUACGGAUGCAAGACAGGGAAUAACCCCGGAUUUGUAUUGGCAAUGUACAAUAAUAUAUGAGUGUGUGAAAAACCAUUUGAAAUGUCAGAUAUUUAAACAUGGGUAUCCAUUUUGUACUUAAUCACUCAUUCUUUCAUUAAUAAUGAUUCACUUUUGCCUAAUUAUGAAUAGCUCUACAUCAUGACGAACGCCUUAUGAUCAUUCAGUAUAGAAUAUGAAAACUUUUUAAGUCACACAGGGCCUCGGCUUGAUUUAAAGGGAUCACAUACCCAAGAGGUUUGUGGAAGCUAAGGAAAUCUCUUUAAGUCAUUGUACGACGGAUUUGUCUAAGGUGUAGCUGCAGAUGUGCAGGACUGUCAGUUACCAACCGCACUUUCACAGUCUUGUCCAAAAGGUGCAUGUAUGGUAAAGGGAAACAUCACGCUUUCAUAACUGACAGCGAAGAGUUAGAAACGGUGUUUUCAGACAGGAAACUAUAGUCCUGCUAAAACAUACUCAAACUGCACGCAGCAGCGCAGUGUUCCUCUCGCAAUAUAUUUUUCUGAGUUAUAUGAAAAAUUCUGUGUAACUGUUUCAUGAGGCUUUUAAUAAACAUCAAUGCAGCCUA